UGGUCCGCUAACUUCAGUGGUCAGCUAACUGAGCCAUGAGCUCCGUCCGAUUGACUGUUUUGCAAAGCUAGCUGAUAAUGCUAAAACAUUAGUUCGGUGUAAACUACGUCGUUUGUUAGUAAGAUUUAAUUUCUUGUAGUCCGACGCGGACAGGGUGGAUUUGACGAACUACUUACUGGCCCUCCGAGCAUCGCUAGCUGCGGUAUGACUGGUAAUAACUGCCGUCAAGUUAAUAUUGACGUCCAGAGAGUCGAAUGGCGACAUUAGCACCUUCGUUACCAGCACGCGUUAUGUCAUUUCGAUAGCUCCCAGUCAGGAGGACCCGCUACGUUUCUCGGCGGAACUGUAUCAGAGGAAAACAUGUCCUUUUUCAAUUUUCGCAAGAUAUUUAAGCUUGGGCCUGAUAGGAAGAAGAAGCAGUACGAACAUGUACACAGAGACGUGAACCCCGAGGAAUUUUGGGAGAUCAUUGGAGAACUUGGAGAUGGAGCCUUUGGGAAAGUAUUUAAGGCACAAAACAAGCAAAACGGGACGCUUGCUGCAGCCAAAGUCAUCGACACAAAAACAGAAGAUGAGUUGGAAGACUACAUGGUCGAGAUAGAUAUCCUUGCCUCCUGUAACCAUCACCACAUCGUUAAACUGCUGGAUGCCUUUUACUUUGAAGGGAAGCUGUGGAUUCUCAUUGAGUUCUGUGCGGGUGGCGCAGUGGAUGCCAUCAUGCUUGAACUGGAGAGACCCCUGACUGAGCCCCAGAUCCGUGUGGUGUGCAGGCAGACCCUGGAGGCCUUGAGCUACCUGCAUGACAGCAAAGUCAUCCACAGAGACCUCAAAGCUGGAAACAUCCUACUCUCUCUGGAAGGAGAUGUGAAGCUAGCUGAUUUUGGGGUGUCAGCUAAAAAUACCAAGACGUUACAAAGGCGAGAUUCAUUCAUCGGCACUCCGUACUGGAUGGCACCAGAGGUUGUGAUGUGUGAGACUUCUAAGGACCGCCCGUACGAUUACAAGGCCGACAUAUGGUCCCUCGGGGUCACCCUGAUAGAGCUGGCCCAAAUUGAGCCACCCAACCAUGAGAUGAAUCCCAUGAGGGUGCUGCUGAAAAUAGCCAAGUCUGAGCCGCCCACUCUAAUGCAGCCAUCUCGAUGGUCACCUGAGUUCAAUGACUUCCUGCGAAAAGCUCUAGAUAAGAACGUGGACAAUCGAUGGAGCACGGCACAACUUCUACAGCAUCCGUUUGUCACCAGCGUAACAGACAGCAAGCCUCUCCGAGAGCUCAUAGCGGAGGCCAAAGCUGAAGUCACUGAGGAGAUCGAGGACAGUAAGGAAGAGGAAGACGAAGAGGAGCCGGAAACACCUCUUACUGCUCCCGGAUACAAGCGGGCACCAUCGGACACAAGCGUGACCAGUUCAGAGGACGACAAGGUUCCGGCACCCGCCUCCACGCUUGAGUCCGUCACAGAGAAGACAGAAGCCGAGCCUGCCGAGGACAUUAUCUCUGAUAAGCUCUCUGAUGAAGGCCUGGGCACGAGUGAAAUAGACAAGAACGAGGAGCAGAAACUCAACGAGGUGUCUGACGCCAGUAAUGAAGACCUAGCCUCAGGGCUGAUCGAGUCUCCCAAAGAUUUGGUCUCUCCUACUGACACUAUACAAGAAAACGGUGAAAACGCUGAAUCCAUUCCCAACAUGUCCCCAAAACCUGCUGCAGAUGAAGAAAACAAGGAAGAUGAGACACAGGAGGCGGUUGCAUCGGCGGAAGAAAUGAGUGCGACAAAUGUGCAGGAGCCUGAAACUGAAGAAACAGCGGAGGAGCCAGAGAAGGAAUCAGAGAAGUCCCUAUCAGAACAAGAGGAGAAAGAUGAAGUGGUUUCAGAAACUACUAAUGGUGCAGAUGUAGAUACAGUCACUGAUGAAAAGGAAUCUGAAUCGAAGGAAGUUGAUAGUAAAGAAGUGAAGAUCAAUGGAGAGAUCGAAGAGAAGCCAGGCGAGUGUUUAGCCAUCAAGGUGGACACUGACGCUGACCAGCCAAGUGGGAUGACUGACGAAAAGUCAGAGUCGACACCAGAGAAUCAGGCCAAGGAGGAGGAGGCUGUUUCUGAUCAACUUCCAACUGAAUCCACAAAUGGAGUUUGUGAUGAAGCCAAAGAGGAUUCGGAUGAAGUGCUUCCCACUCCUGAUGCCCCUGUGAAGGAAGAUGAGAAGUGUGCUGAGGAGAGCACGAUCCGAGAGGACAUAUCUGCAGCGGGCAGUGAAUCAGACACCAAGACAGAGCAGGAAAGUCCUGCUGUGACGAAGCGCGAUGUUGAGAAAGACUCUGACUCUCUCAGCAGCUCGGCCACUGAUACUAACAGCCUCGACCUCAAUCUGUCUAUAUCCAGCUUCCUGUCCAAGAGCAGGGAGGGGGGCUCCGUGUCCGUUCAGGAAUCCAAGCGCCACAAGAAGACCCUGAAGAAAACUCGUAAGUUCAUGGUGGACGGAGUUGAAGUCAGCGUGACCACGUCGAAGAUUGUGACCGACAACGAUGCCAAAAAUGAGGAAAUGCGGUUCCUGAGGCGGCAGGAGCUGAGAGAGCUGCGCCUCCUGCAGAAAGAGGAGCAGCGAGCGCAGCAACAGCUCAGCAACAAGCUGCAGCAGCAGAGAGAGCAGAUCUAUCGGCGCUUUGAACAGGAAACCACUGCCAAGAAAAGACAGUAUGAUCAAGAGGUGGAGAACCUGGAGAAGAAGCAGAAGCAGACCAUCGAGCGUCUGGAGCAGGAUCACACCAGUCGACUCAGGGAUGAAGCCAAACGUAUCAAAGGGGACCAAGACAAGGAGCUGUCCAAGUUCCAGAAUAUGCUGAAGAAUCGGAAAAAAGAGGCCAAACAGGAGGUCGAGCAGUCCCCCAAACACAUGAGAAAAGAGCUCAUGAAGCGUUUAAAGGAAGACCUGUCGCUCCUUAAAACCGCUGAGGAGCAGGAGUUCCUGCAGAAGCAGCAGCAGGAGCUGGACGGAGCUCUGAAGAAGAUCAUUCAGCAGCACAAGCUGGAGAUCGCCACCAUCGAGCGAGACUGUCUGAACCACAAGCAGCAGCUGAUGCGAGCGAGAGAAGCCGCCAUGUGGGAGCUGGAAGAGCGCCACCUGCAGGAGAAGCACCAGCAGCUGAAGCAGCAGCUGAAGGACCAGUACUUCAUGCAGAGGCACCAGCUGCUGAAGAGACACGAGAAGGAAAUGGAGCAGAUGCAGCGCUACAACCAGCGGCUGGUGGAGGAGAUGAAGAACAAACAAACCCAAGAGCGCGUCCGCCUCCCCAAAAUCCAGCGCAGCGAUGCCAAGACCCGCAUGGCCAUGUUCAAGAAGAGCCUCCGCAUCACCGCCACGGCCAGCAUCACGCCGGAGAUGGAGCGAGAGCGGAUCAAGCAGUUUGCUGCUCAGGAGGAGAAGAGGCAGAAGAACGAGAGGCUCCACCAGCACCAGAAGCAUGAGAACCAGAUGAGAGACCUGCAGCUGCAGUGUGACUCCAACAUCCGGGAGCUGCAGCAGCUUCAGAACGAGAAGUGCCACCUACUGAUCGAGCACGAGACCCAGAAGCUGAAGGAGCUGGACGAGGAGCACGCGCAGGAGAUGAAGGAGUGGAGGGAGAAGCUGCGUCCCAGGAAGAAGGCCCUGGAGGAGGAGUUCACCCGGAAGCUGCAGGAGCAGGAAGUCUUCUUCAAGAUGAGCGGCGAGUCCGAAUGCCUUAACCCGACCGCCCAGAGCCGAGUGUCCAAGUUCUACCCGAUCCCAAACCUGCACAACUCAGGUGUCUAGCCUGCUGGGGAGUUCAGGGCGGGGCCUCGUUUUUUUUUACCACCGCUGCGGUCCACGUUCAGUGACGUGCCUACACACUCCUCUCCCUCGCCCAGGACGUGAUGCACUUUCUUUUGAGCAUGUCCCAGAUUCCAGACGCCAACCAUGCUGACCUUUUUUUGUUUGAAAUGAUCAACAGUGCCUCGUUCAGUUGCGUCCUGAUGUCGUCACGAUCUCUCACCACUAGAUGGCAGCUCGUGAUGCUGCGUGAGACAGAAGUGGCUCAUGGGAAAUGUAGUGUUCCGUCGUGUUGUCUUCUGUGCUCACUGUUCGAUGUCCUCAAACGUGACAGGAAGUGGAAUGUAGUUCACUAAUCAUUUGUGAUUCAAGGCGACAAAGCAUUGUGUAAUAACACGACAAUUCCAGUGAUCCAUGCUGUAGUAACCAUUCCAUGACUCACGUUACGAUCUGGCUCAUGUAGCAAUGUUGCGUGAUGUUGGACAGGCUGUAGCUUUUUAGUCAACAGUUGCUAUUAUUCCUCCAUGUAAACACUUGACCUUGGAUACUCGCUCACUGCUGCGUUUAUACUUGGUAUACAUGGUCUCUGGCACAUGAUGAUGCUCUACUGUGUUAUUGUGUGUGUGUUUAUCAUGGAAUCAAGUCGUGCGACUUUCAACGAGAUGCUACAUUGCUACAUGAAGGAGUGUUUCUACAUAAUACGUGUCGCACAUAAACCACAACUUAUCGCCGCUAAAUCCGCUAAUGCUAGUUUGCGCUAAAAAAAUAUGGCUGGUCGCGCUAAUAUGCAGCUUUCCGUCGCGGCUCUUCUCACCAAGCUGAUGGAAACUUUUAAAGUCAAUUUUAUCUUUAUUUACGAAUAUUUUAAUGAUAAAAUUUAACGAUGAUUUUAUAAAUGUGUAUUUCCGAUGCUGUAAAUGUAUGAUACCACGUGGGAUCAUUCUGCAGCUCCAGGUCCUCCUGCUGUGUCCACGCCGAAACUUCUCCGAUGCUGGGUUUUUGUUUUCGGCGCACAGAUUUAACAUAUAUUUUUAUUACGUUGCAGCUUGGUCUUUUAGUUCCACUCCACGAUAAGUGUUCGCAUAUCAAUGUCAUAUCAGAGAAACUGUCUUGUACAUAAAUAAAAGGUUAACUGUACACCUGUAUG
Messenger RNA from Synchiropus splendidus (mandarinfish), 4924 nucleotides. RefSeq names its product STE20-like kinase a (gene slka). NCBI's taxonomy places the organism in Eukaryota, Metazoa, Chordata, Actinopteri, Syngnathiformes, Callionymidae. The record is from RefSeq and is a predicted model, not a curated record. The transcript is spliced from 19 exons. The coding region runs from base 361 to 3780 and encodes 1139 amino acids. Gene Ontology annotation, molecular function: protein serine/threonine kinase activity; ATP binding. Gene Ontology annotation, biological process: protein phosphorylation.